This is a messenger RNA of Ostrinia nubilalis (European corn borer), 1137 nucleotides long. RefSeq lists its product as uncharacterized. The record is from RefSeq and is a predicted model, not a curated record. Lineage: Eukaryota; Metazoa; Arthropoda; Insecta; Lepidoptera; Crambidae. The coding region runs from base 1 to 1137 and encodes 378 amino acids. The transcript is spliced from 3 exons.
AUGCUACCCCCGUCUAAUCUCGUGUGUCUCAUUGGCCUGCAGGCCACCUAUGGGUCGCCUUGUCGCCACUUGCCUAUGAGCUCAAGAUUGCUGUCUAGUCCCGCGCCGCUGUGGGACGCGCUGCCGCCGCCGCCGCCGCCCGCGUCCCCGCCGCCGCCGCCCGCCGCCCCGCCGCCGCUGCACCUGCUGCGCCGCCCGCCCGCCCAGCCGCUGCUGCAACCGCCCGCCCACGGCCUCAAGAUGGGUGAGAGACCUAGUUUUAGAGGAGACACAUUCCAGACCAAAUUCCCUGCGUUUAGUCUGUCUAGUCCCGCGCCGCUGUGGGCCGCGCUGCCGCCGCCGCCGCCGCCCGCGUCCCCGCCGCCGCCGCCCGCCGCCCCGCCGCCGCUGCACCUGCUGCGCCGCCCGCCCGCCCAGCCGUUGCUGCAACCGCCCGCCCAUGGGCUCAAGAUGGGUGAGUCGCCUAGUCUAAGUGUAGAAAUAGAAACGCAGAAACUUUUACGUCUCUUGUGUGGUCGUGGAACACGCCUGGACGGACAGGCACACUCCAGGACUGACAGGGACACGCCAGGACGGACAGGGACACGCCAGGACGGACAGGGACACGCCAGGACGGACAGGGACACGCCAGGACGGACAGGGACACGCCAGGACGGACAGGGACACGCCAGGACGGACAGGGACACGCCAGGACGGACAGGGACACGCCAGGACGGACAGGGACACACCAGCACGGACAGGGACACGCCAGGACGGACAGGGACACGCCAGGACGGACAGGGACACGCCAGGACGCACAGGGACACGCCAGGACGGACAGGGACACGCCAGGACGGACAGGAACAUGCCAGGACGGACAGGGACACGCCAGGACGGACAGGGACAUACCAGGACGGACAGGGACACGCCAGGACGGACAGGGACACGCCAGGACGGACAGGGACAUACCAGGACGGACAGGGACAUACCAGGACGGACAGGGACACGCCAGGACGGACAGGGACACGCCAGGACGGACAGGGACAUGCCAGGACGCACAGCGAUAUGCCAGGACGGACAGGAACAUGCCAGGACGGACAGGGAUAUACCAGAACGGACAGGAACAUACCCGUUCUUUUAGUUCUAGUACGAUGGUAA